GCGCUGAUCUGCGCUUGUGAUUUUACGUCGUGUUUAAAAAAUUUGCUUGUUUAUUUUUGAAACGUUGUACAUACGUUUGUAAAAUUGUCAUAAAUAAGUAUAAAACAUGUACUCCUUGGAGGACGAUCAAUAUGAAGACGAAGAUGCGGAGGAAAUUUCGUCGAAGCUUUGGCAGGAGGCUUGCUGGAUUGUUAUUAAUGCUUACUUCGACGAAAAAGGUCUUGUAAGACAGCAACUUGACAGCUUCGAUGAAUUCAUUGAAAUGUCGGUUCAGAGAAUUGUAGAAGACUCGCCGCAAAUCGAUUUACAAGCAGAGGCACAACAUACCUCUGGGGAAAUAGAAAAUCCUGUCAGGCAUCUGUUGAAGUUUGAACAAAUCUAUUUAUCCAAGCCUACCCAUUGGGAAAAGGACGGAGCACCUUCUCCUAUGAUGCCUAACGAAGCGAGACUUAGAAAUUUAACGUACUCAGCACCACUGUACGUAGACAUCACUAAGACAAUUGUGAAAGAUGGGGAAGACCCAAUUGAGACGCAACAUCAAAAAACGUUCAUAGGAAAAAUACCGAUUAUGUUAAGAUCAAAGUAUUGUCUACUUGCUGGUCUGUCUGAUCGUGAUUUAACUGAAUUGAAUGAGUGUCCGCUCGAUCCUGGCGGUUACUUCAUCAUUAAUGGCUCAGAAAAAGUACUUAUUGCACAAGAGAAGAUGGCAACGAAUACAGUUUAUGUUUUCAGUAUGAAAGACGGUAAGUACGCGUACAAAUCGGAAAUCAGAUCUUGUUUGGAACAUAGUUCAAGACCCACGUCCACGUUAUGGAUUAACAUGAUGGCAAAAAGUGGAGCCAGUAUUAAAAAGUCUGCCAUAGGUCAGCGUAUAAUUGCAAUCAUUCCAUACAUAAAACAGGAGAUUCCUAUUAUGAUUGUAUUUCGAGCACUUGGAUUUGUCGCUGAUCGAGAUAUUUUGGAGCACAUCAUAUAUGAUUUUGAUGACCCUGAAAUGAUGGAAAUGGUGAAGCCUUCUUUGGACGAAGCGUUUGUGAUACAAGAGCAAAAUGUUGCUCUGAAUUUCAUCGGUACCAGGGGCGCGAGACCCGGUGUGACUAAAGAAAAACGUAUUAAGUAUGCUCGAGAAAUUCUACAGAAGGAAAUGCUCCCACACGUAGGCAUAAGCGACUUCUGUGAAACUAAGAAAGCUUAUUUCCUUGGCUACAUGGUGCACCGAUUGCUGUCAGCCUCCUUAGGUAGAAGGGAACUCGACGAUCGAGAUCAUUACGGUAAUAAACGAUUGGAUCUAGCCGGACCGUUAUUAGCAUUCCUAUUUAGAGGACUGUUCAAAAAUUUGAUGAAAGAAGUCAGGCUGUACGCUCAGAAAUUCAUAGACAGGGGCAAAGAUUUCAAUCUCGAGCUUGCUAUUAAAACGAAGAUAAUUACCGAUGGUUUGAGAUACUCGCUCGCCACGGGUAAUUGGGGCGAUCAAAAGAAGGCUCACCAAGCUAGAGCCGGUGUCUCGCAAGUGUUAAACAGGCUAACAUUUGCCUCGACGCUUUCACAUUUACGAAGAGUGAACUCCCCGAUUGGAAGAGACGGGAAAUUGGCGAAACCUCGUCAAUUACACAACACGUUAUGGGGAAUGUUGUGUCCCGCCGAAACACCCGAAGGCGCAGCUGUAGGACUGGUCAAGAAUUUGGCAUUGAUGGCUUACAUCAGCGUCGGAUCUCAACCGUCUCCGAUUCUCGAAUUCUUGGAGGAAUGGUCGAUGGAGAACUUAGAGGAAAUCGCGCCAAGCGCCAUAGCCGAUGCUACGAAAAUAUUCGUAAACGGCUGCUGGGUCGGUAUUCACAGGGAUCCGGAUCAAUUGAUGGCUACUUUACGUAAACUGAGAAGACAAAUGGACAUCAUCGUAUCGGAAGUAUCUAUGAUAAGAGAUAUCAGAGAUCGUGAAAUCAGGAUAUACACUGAUGCAGGAAGAAUCAGUAGGCCUUUGUUAAUCGUCGAAAACCAGACGUUAUUAUUGAAGAAAAGACACAUCGACAUGUUGAAAGAAAGAGAUUACAAUAACGACGGAUGGCAGGAAUUAGUUGGUAGCGGAGUCGUGGAAUACAUUGACACCUUGGAAGAAGAAACAGUCAUGAUCGCGAUGUCACCCGAAGACUUGAGGCAAGAGAAAGAAUACGCUUAUUGUACGACGUACACGCACUGCGAGAUUCAUCCAGCUAUGAUCUUAGGCGUGUGUGCCUCCAUUAUACCAUUUCCAGAUCACAAUCAAAGUCCAAGAAAUACUUAUCAAAGCGCUAUGGGCAAACAAGCCAUGGGUGUCUACAUUACGAACUUUCACGUUCGGAUGGACACUUUGGCGCACGUACUGUAUUAUCCCCACAAACCUCUGGUGACCACAAGAUCUAUGGAAUAUCUUAGAUUCCGUGAAUUACCAGCUGGAAUCAACAGUAUAGUCGCUAUAUUAUGUUAUACUGGCUACAACCAGGAAGACAGCGUUAUCCUGAAUGCCAGCGCCGUUGAACGAGGUUUCUUCAGAUCCGUGUUCUACAGAUCUUAUAAAGACUCGGAAUCGAAGAGGAUCGGAGAUCAAGAAGAACAGUUCGAGAAACCUACGCGACAGACUUGUCAAGGAAUGCGCAACGCCAUUUACGAUAAACUGGACGAUGAUGGGAUCAUUGCUCCUGGAAUUCGUGUAUCCGGAGACGACGUUGUCAUAGGUAAAACUAUUACUCUACCAGAAGCGGACGACGAAUUGGACAGUACGACGAAACGUUUUACGAAGAGAGACGCGUCGACCUUUUUACGGAACAGCGAAACUGGCAUCGUCGAUCAGGUGAUGCUGACUUUGAACAGCGAAGGGUACAAGUUUUGUAAAAUUCGAGUGCGCAGCGUUCGUAUACCGCAGAUCGGUGACAAAUUCGCUUCGCGGCACGGGCAAAAGGGUACGUGCGGUAUACAAUACAGGCAAGAGGACAUGCCGUUCUCGUGCGAGGGUCUCACGCCAGACAUAAUCAUCAAUCCCCACGCUAUUCCGUCUCGUAUGACCAUCGGUCACUUGAUCGAGUGUAUACAAGGGAAGGUGUCCGCGAAUAAAGGUGAGAUCGGUGACGCUACUCCGUUUAACGACGCCGUGAACGUACAAAAGAUCUCCACGCUCCUUCAAGAAUAUGGAUAUCAAUUGAGAGGGAACGAAGUUAUGUAUAAUGGUCACACCGGUCGCAAAAUAAACGCUCAAGUAUUUUUGGGGCCAACUUAUUAUCAGCGGCUGAAGCAUAUGGUGGAUGAUAAGAUACACAGCAGAGCUAGGGGACCGGUACAAAUUUUAGUAAGGCAACCGAUGGAGGGAAGGGCGAGAGACGGAGGUUUGCGUUUCGGUGAAAUGGAACGGGAUUGCCAAAUUUCUCACGGGGCCGCGCAAUUUUUAAGGGAACGCUUGUUCGAAGUCUCCGAUCCGUAUAGAAUACACAUAUGUAACUUCUGUGGUUUAAUUGCAAUAGCGAACUUAAGAAAUAACACGUUCGAGUGUAAAGGAUGCAAGAACAAAACGCAGAUAUCUCAAAUUCGAUUACCGUACGCGGCGAAAUUACUUUUCCAAGAGCUUAUGGCCAUGAAUAUUGCCCCCCGAUUAAUGGUAGCAUAAGUAAUAUAGUUCGGACAGAGUAUUUGCAUUGUUUUUUAUGUCAAUUGUAAGUUCUAUGAACCGUGUAAUAAUUGCUUUAAGUGAACAUCGUUUUCAAAUCAGAUGAAUAAAAGUAUUGAAAAUGUA
Messenger RNA from Ceratina calcarata, 3760 nucleotides. It is a transcript of the gene RpII140, whose product is annotated as RNA polymerase II subunit RpII140. The transcript has a single exon. Gene Ontology annotation, molecular function: DNA binding; DNA-directed RNA polymerase activity; ribonucleoside binding. Bases 107 to 3634 code for a protein of 1175 amino acids. Gene Ontology annotation, biological process: DNA-templated transcription. The record is from RefSeq and is a predicted model, not a curated record. Lineage: Eukaryota; Metazoa; Arthropoda; Insecta; Hymenoptera; Apidae.